This is a messenger RNA of Orussus abietinus, 2068 nucleotides long. RefSeq lists its product as uncharacterized. The transcript has 5 exons. Bases 248 to 1819 code for a protein of 523 amino acids. The record is from RefSeq and is a predicted model, not a curated record. NCBI's taxonomy places the organism in Eukaryota, Metazoa, Arthropoda, Insecta, Hymenoptera, Orussidae.
UGGCCUAUUGCUGGCUAGGUGCUGAUCUACAUCUCCCGUUGCCGGAAAACCAGGAGGGCGAGAGAUCCGCUGGUCGAAUGCGAGAUAGAGGAGGACUUAAGGUGGGAAGGAGAGGCGACAGUCAGGAUCGGUUGCUGAAGACUCUGCAGCAUCUUCAAGGAUCUGAAGUCCUGCGAUUAAAGACUUCUCGAGGUCCUUUGAAGUGGCAGAGACUGGUGGGAUCCCGAGAUAAGCCGAGACAAGAGCCAUGGAAUUUUUGGUGCCAUUGACGGCAUCGAUGCUCUUCUUGGGAGCUGGACGAGCAACCGGAAGUGACAUCUUCGAUUCCUCAUCCCCUACCGGAACUUAUAUCUGCAUCGACAUUUCGGACAAGCUCCCGACCUGCGAGUUCAUGACGUUCGAGAAGUGUCGCCGAAGCUCGAUUGAAGACUCGGAGGAGAGCCAGAGAUCUGCUUCGGAUUUGAAGCUGAAGUUGAAGACCCGGAGCAACGGCAUCGACGAGGAGAGAAACGUCCUGGACGACUUCGAGUUGUCCACCAUUGUGUACAAACUCGAAGGGUGUUUGCCUCCCAGGUUGCCCUUUGACCUGCCGAUGUGUACGAGCAAGGACACUUCCGGAAAAGGAGUGAUAACCCACCGGAUUUAUCCAUUCAUGGUUACCGGUGCCGGAAGUUCCGAACCCGCUCUGAUCUUUCCGAAAUUCGAGAUCAACGAUUGGCUGCGGAUAAUUAAGCGAUUUCGGAAGAAACGUGACUCAUCGCCGACGAUUUCAAAGCGAAAGAGACAGGACGUGUUCCCGUCGCGGUCGAAAUUAUCGCAGAUAGUGUUCGGGAAAACGGAGAAUAAAGUGCCGCAUCCGAGGGAAAUGCCGGAGAAAAGGACGGACCAAGUUCAAGAAGGAAGCGCCAACCUCCAGAUGAUCAGGAGGGUUAAGGGGAGCGAAGUUGACUGCGCGGUGGUCGGCAGCGGAGUGGGGAGUCCGGCCGACGGGUCCCCCACCAAACCCUCCGCUCCGCCGGGCCAGUACGGGGGAGGAGUGGGGAUAGAGGCCCCGAAGUCGGGCCUGGUCAGUGCGGGCUUCCCCCACUCUCGCGCCGACGCCCGAGGCGAGAGGACCUCGGGUAGGUCCGGCUCCCCGCACCGUGUAAGGGAACUCCAGAUGGCGCGAGAGGUUCUCUACGAAGCGGAGGACCCCCCCAGGGUGUUCCCCUAUACCCUAGGGACCCUUCUCCAGCCCCGCGGACUCAGGGCGGUGGACUACUGGAGGGAGAGGGAUGUUAACCUGGGUUUAACCAGAGGGAUUUCAAAGAAUCGGUUUCUCUAUCGCCGGGAGAGCGAUGAUGAUGGUAAGGAAUCCCUCGGGAGAGGUGCGGAAGGUAUGGCAUCCCUCGGGAGCCCCGCUGAUGAAGCUAGGGUACCCUUUGGGAUGUCCGCCGAUGAUGCCAGGGUAUCCCUCGAGAAUCUCGAUGACGAGACUCGUCGGCCCCGCAGGAGUCUCCGGGAAGAGACUAGGUCAUCCCCUGGGAGCCGGCGGGAAUCCAGGAAAUCCAGGUUCCUCGACACCGAGGUACCUGGUUCCAGGACGGGUCCCACCGAGUUCUCGAACGGGGAGGUGGAGUUCCCAUACUCCAAGGCGAUCGCCUACGACCCGAAGAAGCUUCAGGACGCCAUUCGGCGGAUCCAGGAGAGGAGGCACGGGAACGACCUCGCCGUUCCUGGGGAUGUUGAAAAAAGCAGGGAUUUCCCCGGUUCACCGAAAAAUACCCGGAGGACGACGCGUCUCGCGAUAAUUCCGUAUCCCGUUGCUGGCGGUGCGUAAUUUUUCCGCAGCGGGGUGUAAAUCGAUGAUAGGGUUAUUCCUAAGUAAUUGUUCUUCUCUCGUUGCUCGGACCUUAUUGCUGGUCCGGAGAAGUGUACACUGAGGAAAGAUUUCAUUGGGCCAGAGAAAUAUCUCUUUGAAUAGUACCAAUGCAAAUAUUUUGUUCAUUCUGAUAUACAUAGAAGGACUUUUUUAAUAACACCUUAAGGUGCUAUGAAAGGGUUAUUCUAUAUAUAUAUAUAAACAUGA